GUUUGGGAAUUCGGAAAUUCGCAAACCUGGCACAUUGCUUGGGAGCUCCGGCGUGAUGUACUCCAGUUUGACGUGCAGUGGCGCCACUGCAGUUGACAAAGUGACUUGCCUGGCCCUGGGCAGAAAGUCGCUGGAGAGCCUGCUCGGUCCAGGCGGCAGUGUCCUUCGCAGAAGUGCGAUCAAGGCCUUGCUGAUGGACAACGUAGAGCAUGUAGACUACUUCAAGGAGCUUUCCGAUAGCGAGCUGCACAAGGUGGUGGAUUUGUUCGAGGAGACUUCCUUCCCACCCCUUGGCACGAUUGUCUCCGCUGGCGCGCCCGCUCAGCUGAUCGUCGUAGUAGCCGGCAAGGUGGCCAUAAUUGGAUCUGACACUGAGGAGGCGCAAGACGCAGCCACCUUGGAAAAGCAGGCCGUAAAUGUUCUCCUGCCGGGGCAAGUGCAUGGGGCACGGUCCCUUCUCAACAAUACUCCGAUGGAGUACAA
Messenger RNA from Symbiodinium necroappetens, 483 nucleotides. Lineage: Eukaryota; Dinophyceae; Suessiales; Symbiodiniaceae. The record is from the annotation of a GenBank genome assembly.